Messenger RNA from Neohortaea acidophila, 1686 nucleotides. RefSeq lists its product as uncharacterized. The transcript has 4 exons. The coding region runs from base 218 to 1591 and encodes 457 amino acids. The record is from RefSeq and is a predicted model, not a curated record. Lineage: Eukaryota; Fungi; Ascomycota; Dothideomycetes; Mycosphaerellales; Teratosphaeriaceae.
CCUUCCCAAACGAGGCAUCAGUCCAGUCGCGGCGGUCUUGGAAGUCUCCGCCGCAGCACCUCACCUUGCCCAAGGGGACAGCCCAGCAGUAGGGCGCAGACAGAUUACCAAGACCAAGCAUGUCACGACGUCGCCCACAGCAAAAAGCCAACAUCCACAACGGCUGCGAAUUACCUCUUUGACGACGCAAAAGGCCCAGCAGGCUGCAGCGGCAAUCAUGCCACAAACCGACUUCCCCUUCAUCGUGUCCAGCGGGCCGAAACUGCAGAAUGACCCGAGCAUCAGGACUGUUAUCCGCAAACAGGCAAUGAAGGAUGUGGGCCACGCGCGGAGGAAACGCGGCCGGAAAAUGCGCGGCGAGGGCGAGGAUGGCUGCACCACUGCCCCAAUGCAGUCUGCAGCCAGCUCGUCGGACGAUGGCUCGGGCAACGGCACGCCGUCAACAUCAUCCGACGACACUACGUUCGAUGAGCUCGUCCCUCGACGGCUUCCGAUUAAGGCUACUAGUCCUCUGAGCUUGCUCUCUUCCACCAAUCUCCUUACAGACUAUGAAUUCGCGCGCUCGAGGUUCCAGGUCGAUGUCGCCGACUUGUCCAUGCUCACUAGCUUUUACAUCGGCAGGCCUACCCUUGCGGCACUGGCUGCGGAUCCUUCGAAUCUGAAAUAUCUCCUCAACGCAAAGCAGUGGUCCUUUGUGGAAUUCGUCCCCAGCCGCUACGGCUCAAGUAAAUGCAUCACGGCCGCGACAAACUGCGUACUAGCGAAAGUGCGCAGCAUUCUGGCUCCAGACGAAUUCACGGAUUCGCAGCUUCUUCUGCGCCUCUACUCUCGAGCUCUGCAGACAUUACAAGACGCCAUCGCCGACCCCUCGAAUUGCUUGGACUCUGAUGUCCUGUGUGCCACGCAGCUCCUCAGUAUUCAUGAGCUCCUCGACCCAACCCGAGCAGCAGCCUGGGACCAACACCUCUGGGGCUCCACGCGCCUAGUAAAAGCCCGCACACCCACCCGCUUCCAAACAGACUUUGAAAAAGCCCUCUUCGCCGCCCACGUCGGACCCGUCGUCUCCGAAGCCCUUACAAGCAUCAUAUCCUGCUACCUCGCGCAGCCCGAGUGGAUGGACCUCUACCGCUCGCUCGUCAUCGACACGGACGAGCUGACGGAUCGCAGUCCGUUGACAAUCGCCAUUCGCUCCGUCACUUUCUUCCUGCCUGAUCUCUGGCGAGAUGUAGAUACAGCCGUCAACGACGACGCCACUCUCUUCGACGAUGCUGCUCUGCAAGCCCUAGAAGCCCGAUGUCGCGCGCUCCACAGCGAAAUCCUCGCCUGGACAGAAGACUACAAAGCGCAUUGCGUGCGGUGGUCACUCUCUACACCCUCUCCAGCAGAGCUCGCGAUGCGCCGCGAAAAUUUCGGCCUCUCGAUCGAAUGCCUGAUUAUCGUGAAACGGCUUCUGUCCACCGUGUGCGAUGCCGAGCGGCCGCAAUUGGAACUCGAGACGCAGGCGCUUGCGCACUUACUCUUAGAGUUGCAGAAGAAUCCCGUGGCGGAGCAUUCGUUCUUAUUUGCGGGGCAUGAAGGGUGGCGUACAUGAUUGAAUUCACCAGGGACCAAUGGGACGGAACGCAGACGUACGCGUCGGAGUACGAGAGGAGGAUGGCGGUGCGGAUGCGAUAUAAUACCUGGACG